CGGGUAGCGGAGGGAGCAGAGGAGAGAGCAAGGGAGAAAAAAAAAAAAAAAAGAAACGAGGAAAAAAAAAAAAACCAACCCCAAGCUGCUGAAAUUUAAGCAGGGGAGGGAGCGGCAGCGAGGCAGUCCCAGGGUCGCUCGUCUCCGCUGCAACAGCCAGCGGGGCUGCCGGCGCCAGGCAGGGCGCCAGGCCGAGCCCGGGCACCCCGCCGGCGCGGGGCCGCCCCACUUUCCUCCCGGCGGCGGCAGGAGGAGCCGGCCCGGCCCGGCUCGGCCCGGUCCUCCCUGCAUUUGGCUGACCAGCACUGGCUUAAAAGACUCUUCCCUCUCCUAAGAAAAUGGGGACUGACAAUGAAAACCCAGUCCUGAGGAACGUGCUCAUUAGCUUCAGCUUGCUUCUGCUGGGUGCCAUCCUCAAGCCUUUUGAGUGCCGGCUGGAGGUGACAACAGAGCCAGUCAAGAGGGCAGCAGUGGAUGAGAAGGGUGGCCUUGCCAACUGCAGCCCAUCCAUCAAAGAGCAGCCCAUGGUCUUCCACCACAUCUACAACAUCAACAUCCCCGUGGACAGCUGCUGCUCGUCCAUGUUCAAGUCUUCAGCAGAGGAGGUGAGUUCAGAAGAUGACCAGCUGGCGGAGUACGAGGAGCAGACCUCCGACAGUGAGAGCCAGGUCACCUUCACCCACAGGAUAAACUUGCCCAAGCAGGCCUGCAAGUGCUCCACCUCCUUCCCACCCCUGCAGGAGCUGCUGAGCAGGAUUGAGAUACUGGAGAGAGAGGUCUCCAUACUCCGGGACCAGUGCAACUCCAAUUGCUGCCAAGAAAAUGCAGCCACAGGGCAGCCGGAUUACACCCUGCAGUGCAGCGGCCACGGGAACUUCAGCCUGGAGUCAUGCAGCUGUGUGUGCAUGGAGGGCUGGGCAGGCAGCAACUGCUCUGAGCCCCACUGUCCCCAGGGCUGCUCCAGCCGCGGCGUCUGCCUGGAGGGCCAGUGCAUCUGCGACAAUGACUACGGGGGCGAGGACUGCUCCCAGCUCCGCUGCCCCUCUGGCUGCGGCUCCCAUGGGCUCUGCGUGGAUGGCGAGUGCGUCUGCGAGGAGGGUUUUGCCGGGGAGGAUUGUUCCCACCUGCGAUGUCCCCGUGACUGCUCAGGGAAGGGCCACUGCAUCAACGGCACGUGCAUCUGCUGGGAGGGCUACACCGGGGAGGACUGUGGGUGGCUGCACUGCCCCAAUGCCUGCAGCAGCCGUGGGGUCUGCCAGGAUGGUCUCUGCAUCUGCAAGGAUGGCUACGAAGGGCAGGACUGCUCAGCAGUGUCUCCUCCCAAAAACCUGCGAGUGACAGGGAUCAGCGACAACUCCAUUGAGCUGACAUGGGACAGCCCCGGAGCAGCCACUGAGUACAUCGUCUCGUACCAACCGGCGGGGCCAAGGGGCACCCACCUCCAGCAGCGGGUGCCUGGGGACUGCAGCAGCAUCACCAUCACGGAGCUGGAGCCAGGUGUUGCCUACAACAUCAGCAUCUAUGCAGUCAUCAGCGACGUCUUGAGCAUCCCUGUUACCUCCAAGGUGAUGACCAACCUCGCCACACCGCAGGGGCUGAAGUUCAAGACCAUCACAGAGACGACAGCAGAGGUGCAGUGGGAGCCCUUCUCCUUCCCCUUCGACGGCUGGGAGAUCAGCUUUAUCCCCAAGAAUAAUGAAGGCGGCGUGAUUGCCCAGCUCCCCAGCACCGUCACCACCUUCAACCAGACGGGGCUGAAGCCAGGGGAAGAAUACACCGUCACUGUGGUGGCCCUGAAGGAACAAGCCAGGAGCCCUCCCACAUCUGACAGCGUUUCAACCCUCAUUGAUGGACCGACGCAGAUCCUGGUGCGGGACGUCUCUGACACAGUGGCCUUCGUGGAGUGGACACCACCGCGUGCCAAGGUGGACACCAUCCUGCUGAAGUACGGGCUGGCGGAUGGGGAGGGGGGGAGGACCACCUUCCGCCUGCAGCCCCCCCUCAGCCAGUACUCCCUGCAGGCCCUUCGCCCUGGCGCCCGCUACCACCUCGCCGUCAGUGCCCUCCGGGGUGUCAACGAGAGCCAGCCAGCCCUCGCCCAGUUCACCACAGAGAUUGAUGCCCCCAAGAACCUACGGGUGGGCUCGCGGAUGCCCACCAGCCUUGAGCUCGCCUGGGACAAUAGUGAGGCCGAGGCACACAGCUACAGGGUGGUCUACAGCACCCUGGCCGGAGAGCACUACCACGAAGUCCUGGUGCCACGGGACACUGGUCCCACCACCCGGGCCACUCUCACAGAUCUGGUGCCAGGGACAGAGUACGGCAUCGGGAUUUCAGCCGUGAUGGACAGCCAGCAGAGCGUGCCGGCAACCAUGAAUGCCAGAACUGAGCUUGACAGCCCCCGGGACCUCCUGGUGACAGCCUCCACAGAGACGUCCAUCUCACUGGCCUGGACCAAAGCCAUGGGUCCCAUUGACCACUAUCGCAUCACCUUCACCCCUGCCUCGGGAAUGGCCUCAGAAGUGAUGGUGCCCUGGGACAAGUCACAGCUCACCUUGUCGGAGCUGGAGCCUGGGACAGAGUACACCAUCUCCAUCAUUGCUGAGAGGGGACGUCAGCAAAGCCUGGAGGCCACUGUGGAUGCCUUCACAGGGGUCCGGCCCAUCACACAGCUCCACUUCUCCCAGCUGACAUCCUCCAGUGUGAAUGUCACGUGGAGUGAUCCAUCCCCACCAGCAGACCGCCUCAUCCUCACCUACAGCCCCCGGGAUGAGGAGGAGGCACAGCAGCUCAUGCUUGACGGCACCCGCAGGCAUGUCAGCUUGACAAGCUUGCAGCCAUCCACCGAGUACCUGGUGUCACUGGUGGCCAUGCAUGGCAGUGUCAGCUCUGAGCCUGUUGUGGGCUCCAUCACAACAGGGAUUGAUGGGCCAAAGGACCUCAGGGUGGGCAACAUCACUCAGGAGUCCAUGAUCGUCUACUGGAGCCCUCCCAUCACCACCUUCGACCACUACAGAAUAUCCUACCGCACCACCGAAGGGAGGACAGACAGCACCACCAUCACCAGUGAUGCCACCGAGUAUGCCCUCCGCCGCCUGCAGCCCGCCACCAAGUAUGAGAUCAGGGUGAAGAGCGUGCGGGGCCGGGAGGAGAGCGAGGUGGCCUCCGUCACUGUGUACACAGCCAUGGAUGCCCCCUUGGGGGUCACAGCCACCAACAUCACUGCCACUGAGGCACUGCUGCAGUGGAACCCACCGCUGUCAGAAGUGGAGAGCUACAUCCUUGUCCUCACCUGCCGCACAGUUGCAGGAGAAACGAUUCUUGUGGAUGGAGUCAACCAGGAGUACCUGUUGACCAACCUCCUGCCCAGUACCACCUACACAGUUUCUAUGUAUGCCACCAAUGGGCCUAUCACCAGCCAGACCACCAGCACCAACUUUACCACUCUUUUGGAUCCUCCAACAAAUCUGACAGCCAGCGAAGUCACUCGACGGAGUGCCCUGCUCUCCUGGGUGCCUCCCCUGGGAGAGACUGAGAACUACAUCAUGACAUAUAGAUCCACCGAUGGCAACCGGAAGGAGCUGAUUGUGGAUGCCGAGGACACGUGGAUCCGCCUGGAGGGUCUUUCUGAGACCACAGAGUACACCGUGGACUUGCAAGCUGCCCAAAACAUCAUGCGGAGUGGCUUCAUCUCCACCACCUUCACCACAGGUGGCCGUGUCUUUGCUAACCCCCAGGACUGCGCCCAGCACCUGAUGAACGGAGACACACUGAGUGGCAUCUACACCAUCUCUAUCAACGGGGACCUCAGCCAGCGAGUGCAGGUCUACUGCGACAUGACCACCGAUGGAGGUGGCUGGAUUGUCUUCCAGAGGCGGCAGAACGGACUGACUGAUUUCUUCCGGAAAUGGGCAGAUUACCGGGUUGGCUUUGGAAACUUGGAGGAUGAGUUUUGGCUGGGCUUGGACAACAUCCACAAGAUUACGUCCCAAGGGCGCUACGAGUUGCGAAUAGACAUGAGGGAUGGACAGGAAGCAGCAUAUGCCUACUACGACAAGUUCUCCAUCGGCGACUCACGGAGCUUGUACAAGCUGCGAAUUGGGGACUACAAUGGCACUUCAGGAGACUCCCUCACCUAUCAUCAGGGCCGCCCCUUCUCCACCAAGGACAGGGACAAUGACGUUGCUGUGACCAACUGUGCCAUGUCCUAUAAAGGGGCCUGGUGGUAUAAGAACUGCCACCGCACCAACCUCAACGGCAAGUACGGAGAGUCCCGGCACAGUCAGGGGAUUAACUGGUACCACUGGAAAGGCCACGAGUUCUCCAUCCCCUUCGUGGAAAUGAAGAUGCGACCUUACAACCACCGUAACAUCUCUGGGAGGAAGCGACGGUCCCUACAGCUCUGAGACAGCUGAAUCCCCUCCCAUUUUCCACCACCUGACCUUUUCUGUCAUUUGUUUGUAUUUUAUAAUAUGAAAAGAGGAAAACAAAUUACUACUCGUCUUGAGAUAGCAACCAGCCCCUCACAAGUGCUGGAGGGAACCACGGCACAAGGAAAGGCCGUGGGAAAGGAAAGACCUCAUUGCUUUGCAUCUCUCCCAGAGAAAUACUAAAUUUUCAGUCUCCCUGCCCUAAUACUCUGGCCCAUAACACAAGAAGAAAGAGAGAGAGAGACAGACAGGUUUUUGAUAUUUUUUUAAAAGACUUAGAAAUCCUCAGCAAACCCUGUUAGAAAUGUUUGUCAUGGGGCUCAUGGAAGAAACCUUCCCCCUGGGGACCUUGGUGUGGCCAUUUCCACCCCAGUCAUGGCCAGGGACAUCCAUCCUCUCCCUGCCUCCCUGUCCACUCCUGGCAGGGAGGUCUCAAUCUUCAUGCCAUCCUGUAGACACCAACUCUUCCAGCAGGCAGACCAGUUUCUCCUUCUGGCCAAGGGCACACAGCCUCGUCAUCCCUCCCUUAUGUGCAAGCACUGUACACAUGGAGACAAAGUGAGAAUGAGCAAACACAAGGCUCAUUCCAUUUCCAGUUUUCACAGAUCACACCAGGAGGGCUUGGUAAAUAUCUGCAUGUGUAGGUGAACUCUAGAGAACCCACAACUCACGUGUUGGCCCCACCACAGCCAAAGUCAUCCUCGUGUACAUGGGUUGCAGGGGAAAAAGAGCUACUCCACCAGCCCCAACCUGCAUCAUCCACUUCUCUGAGCUGAAUUCAUCCCACUUCGGGUUCAUGAUAUCUGCCUGAGUUAUGCUGAGCUUGAUGGAGAAAAAAAGAGUCAAAUUAGAGGACUUGGGAGAAAAAUCACUACUUGUGGUCUUGAAGUCUAGGGCCCGUUUCCUCUGCUAUUUGUAUAUGCCAUCCACGCAGUCUGUCACAGAGGUCAUUGGUCCCAAACCAAAGAGUUUCAGAGAAGGACCAGCAACCAAAUGAGCUAUCACACAACCGCAGCCCAGCCUGAAGCUGGCAGCUGGCACAGGUGCUCUUGUUCAGGGAUCUCCAUGCACACGGGAAAGGAUGAUGACGCAAAUGAGGGAAGACAAGUGCAAGCUGAGAAACGCCCGUUCCUUUCCUUCUCCUACACCAUCCCUCUUCAUCGCCAUCACAAGAGGCGCUCAAAUCUCAGUGCCUUGGUAUCACCAUCUCUCUAAUGGGAAAUCAACUGUUUCCCAUCCUGGAAGAAGGCUUAGUCCACUCAGAUUUUGGAACACUUCAAGACCCUUGGAAGAAUAGAUGAGUUUGCUCUUCCUGUCCUUAACUUCUCCUAUCUUAAGGAAGAUACACCCUUCAGAUAGCUCUGGCUGCGCUCUGUUGUCAUUGACACCACCUCCACGUAGCCCAAACAACCACCACGCUGGAGUCACUCCUCUGCUGAGGGCUCUGAUCAAUGCUGGGCAUUGUCACUGGCCUGGUCUCAGAAAAGAGACUCAUCCUCAUGUCCGAGGACAAUGCAGCUCAUUGCUGGGUUCGCAGCCAAGGGAGCAUUACAAAUACUAAACACUGCUUUUUGAUUUUAUUACACUGACGCAGCAUUGUCUCAAGAAACAUCUUCCAGAUGGCAACAUAAAGCAUUCUUUGCAGUAGUUUAUAAUUCAGGCCAGUGUCUCUUUCAUGGUCAUGCUCCUGGAUUUUCUGACAUUACUCACAACGGCUGCAGAGCUGAAGUGGGAAAUGCAGCCUCCUUGUCUAUACCACAUACUGGCACAUGAAAUCAUAGCUAAUCCCAAAGUCAGGAACAGAUACAGGGUCCAGCCCUUCAGGCUUACAAGCUGCAGUCCAACCUGGAGGAAUCUCGUAUGUAAAUGAGGCAUCUCUUCUUACUUUCUAUCAGCAUCAAACCAGGCAACAAGUCAACCAUUUGAGGAACAGGUGAGUCAGAGAGGCUGCAGAUGAUGGGAUCUCUUGCAGGACAUGGCCAGUGUCACAGAUGGCAGCAUGUCACAUCUCCUGAGCAGUCUGCCCUGUUUUAGGUUCCAAAAGCCAACAAGAAGCAGCAGAUAGAACUGAUUAACACCUAAGAAGCUUCCUAGUAGGCCAGCAGAAUAGUAUUUUUCCCAUCAUCACCAAGAGUUUAUAGGCAAGAAGCACGUGAACAAAAGCACUAUAGGGCAGUGGUUAUAACUAGGACCAGAGAUUGGCAGUGGAUGGAUUCAUCACCUGUCUCGGAUGCUGUUUUUUGCUUAUCUACCCAGGUGAAAGGAAGAGACAUCAGUGGAAACACGGGACCUCAUUAUUCACAAUCAAGUGGAAGGCAAGAAACCUCUCUUUUCAAAAGUACGAGUCAAACAGAAAAUCAAAACAUGCCAAGCUUUCCCAGCAGGUUCAAAAGAGGAUCCUCAAAAAGGCUGAUGAUUCUCUAAAUAGAUUUACUGGUGUAUAUCUCUCCCUCCCUGCUCAUGUCUGUCAUCCCUUCUAAGCCCUGUAACCAGGAUGAAAGGGCCAAGUAGACACAACUCCAUCGUUGAGUCUGCAGGAUGCCCUUGGAGAUAAUAUCUGACCUUCCAGUGCCAUUAUAUACAUAUUCUGGUCUCAGAUCUCACACAUGGUACGAGGGUGUUGCCUUCCCGUUACCUUGGUGAAAUGCAGUUGCUAAAAUCUUUUAAAGGAAGAACUUCUACACGUCAUGGUUUUCUCCUGGUGAUAACCUAACCCAAGCCUAGAAAAACAAUCAGUAACAACCCAGUCAUUUGGGACAUUGUCCCUUGUUCACAUUGUCCAUAUACAGAUGAAAUUUUCCAGUUAUUUAUUUUUUAUCAUUGCCUGAUGAUUUUUUUUUGGACAAAGUUCCUGCCAGUGUUUUCAAGCAAAUAUGUGCUCAGCAUUGAUGCUACAAAACAACCAGGUGAUUAAGUGUCUCUUCACUCUCCAUCACUGGUUGAGCAAAGCCUUUUUCUGAUUUCAUUCUCUAACCAGAGCAAGUUUGGCCCUGUCCCCUAUCAGAGUAGUGCUGAGACUGAAAGAAGUCUUCGCAACAGGCCUGAAGUUCUGAGAAACCCAGCCUGGAUCCUGUGCAAUGCUCAUCUCAAGAGACUUUGGCUCUAGCACAGGAACCAUUGCUGGCCUCUGGUGGCUCCUCUGCCAUCCAGCUCGUAUGUCUCAGGCUUGCCCCAGGCCCUCUAAGUAAACUGAAGCUGUACCCAAACCACACUAUCCACUGCGAGAUGCCAAUUCCCACAACAUGAAGCAGGGAGAAGCAUAUCAAAUCCUUCACCCAGCAGAGCACUGCACAUGCCCAGGACCCCUGCAGACUUUCAAAGCCACUUCUUCUAACUCCAAAAUCCUGGGAAGAAACAUCAAGGGAAUUUCUUAUCUCUUGCCCAAUUUUGAUUUCGCUUGGCUUCCAUUCCUGUCAGACCUCCAAGCCCACCUUUCCACCCCACACUGUACUAAAACGUAACCAAAGGAAAAACAAAGGCCUGAAAGGAAAAGCUGCAUUUAGUAAAGUGAUCCUUAAGACAGCAUUUAUAAAUUAAUAAUUUGGGGAAAGAAAGAGACCAGGCCUUCCCCAAAGGUAGCCUUCUCCCCAAAGGUUUGGGAGAAGGAUGCUGGAAGAGCACAGCCACACAAAGGUUGGGAAGAAGUCUUUGCUUCUACUCCUUAUCUUUGCAUUACUUUACCAUGAGCAUCUCAAGGCCUAGUACCAGUCUAAAUGCCCUCUUGCCCCAAACUCUUACCUCCUUCCCAAAGUGAUGUUCACCCCAGGUGGAGCCUCAGGGUGUGAAAAGUACAGCUCAGCCACCUUUGUCCCCAGUGGUGCAGCAGGCAAGGGCUCGGGCAGUGAUGUCCCCCCACUGGGUCGUCCCUGUGCCUGCAACAGUCUUAGAGGGACCUGCCAAAAUACGGCAGAAGCCAAAAAACCCUCUCAGUGUCAGCACAUACCCUUCAUCCAGACCCAGAGCCGCCCUCUUGGUAUGUCCCCACCAUCGCACUCUGGAGUGACCACACACUUUCUGCCCUGUUCCCCCCAGCAACACCCACAAGCUUUGACCUUACCAGACACUGCCAGCAAAGAGCUCUCAUCCCCCAAAAAACUUUGAUUCAUGCUUAUAGCCACUAACAAAGGGCUCUGUCCCAGGGCUAAGUGAGAAGCCCAUCCCUGUUUCUGCCAACCAAGCACCUCAGGGUGAACAUCAAAUGCAACUGAGCCCCUUGGGGACCAUGGGUAUCCUCCAGGAUCACCUUCCCCCUUCUUUAAACCUGCUGGUGCCCAGAUGCUGGUGGCAGCUCCUUUCCCCUUCCAGGGGGUGGUUUGGGGUAAGGGGGAGGGAAAGUCUCUUGCCUGGGGAGAUGCUGAUGCCCAGACCUGCCUCGGUACCCAGGCUGCAGCUCUCCAGGAGUCAGUAAUUUCUCAGAAGGAUGGUAAUACAAAGACCUAACAAACAAACAAGCAGCCCCCUGUUACAGGUGUUACCCUGGAAUUGUGCUUAUUACUUUAAAAAAAUUAAAACCCAUAAAUAAGAAGGAAGAACGGAGGCAACGAAAUCCCUUGGACAGGUUCUGAUGAACUCAAACUCAAACCAACACAAACAAAUGAGGGGGAAGAUAAAAGCAAAUAAAUGCAUAAAUAAAAUAAAUAAUAUAAAUAAAUAAUAUAUUAAACAACCCUCCCCACCCUGUAAUGAAAACGUAGCUCGGAGAAUGGGAUCGACGCUUGUUAACCAUUGUUAACUAGAAUUUUUAGUCCUGACCGCUCUUAGGCUAUGUAUAGUUCCUUUUUUUAAUGCAUUUUCUAUAUAUUAAUAAAAGAUACCGAAAGAGUGA
Molecule: messenger RNA, 9255 nt
Organism: Chroicocephalus ridibundus (black-headed gull)
Lineage: Eukaryota; Metazoa; Chordata; Aves; Charadriiformes; Laridae
Gene: TNR
Product: tenascin R
Exons: 22
Coding region: 339-4406 (1355 amino acids)
Molecular function (GO): protein binding
Source: RefSeq, a predicted model, not a curated record